This is a messenger RNA of Grammomys surdaster, 920 nucleotides long. It is a transcript of the gene Zfand1, whose product is annotated as zinc finger AN1-type containing 1. Gene Ontology annotation, cellular component: cytoplasmic stress granule; cytoplasm. The transcript has 8 exons. Gene Ontology annotation, biological process: cytoplasmic stress granule disassembly. The coding region runs from base 5 to 811 and encodes 268 amino acids. Gene Ontology annotation, molecular function: zinc ion binding. The record is from RefSeq and is a predicted model, not a curated record. Lineage: Eukaryota; Metazoa; Chordata; Mammalia; Rodentia; Muridae.
AAAGAUGGCGGAGUUGGACAUUGGGCAGCACUGCCAGGUGCAGCACUGCCGGCAGCGAGAUUUUCUUCCAUUUGUGUGUGAUGGUUGUUCAGGAAUAUUUUGCCUUGAACACAGAAGCAAGGACUCUCAUGGUUGUUCUGAGGUCAAUGUAAUUAAGGAGAGACCGAAGACAGGUGAACACAAGGCUUAUUCAUGCUCGUUCAAGGACUGUACAGAAGUAGAGCUUGUGGCAGUGAUCUGUCCUUAUUGUCAGAAGAACUUUUGCCUAAGACACCGUCAUCAGUUGGAUCAUGAGUGUGUAAAGCUGGAGAUCCCAAAGCCCCGGAUGGCUGCCACACAGAAACUUGUCCAAGACAUCGUUGAUGCCAAGACAGGAGGGACAGCAAUUAAGGGACGGAAAGGCGCGAAAAGCAGCGGAACAGCUGCAAAGGUGGCACUGAUGAAGCUAAAGAUGCACGCUGACGGAGACAAGUCCCUGCCGCAGACAGAAAGAACAUACUUCCAGGUAUACUUACCAAAGGGGAGCAAAGAGAAGAGCAAGGCCAUGUUCUUCUGCCUGCGGUGGAGCAUUGGGAAGGUGGUAGACGUCGCAGCUUCCCUAGCCAAUCUCAGGAACGAAAACAACAGGCUGACAGCGAAGAAGCUGAGGUUGUGUCACGUCCCUUCCGGAGAAGCCUUGCCUUUGGAUCACACACUGGAAAGGUGGAUCACAAAGGAAGAGUGCCCUUUAUAUAAUGGAGGAAAUGUUAUUUUGGAAUACCUUAAUGAUGAAGAGCAGUUUUUAAAAAAUGUUGACUCUUACUUAGAAUAGUCAUUCAAGAAUUUAAACCAGUAGACUCCUUAGAAGCAGAAAUCAUUCUAAAUAGACAGUCAGUUUCUUUUACUACAGAUAGUUUUUUAAAACUCUCAGAGUUGCUUCU